GCUGGUGUCACUGCCCAUUGGGACUUCCAGAGGGAAGAGCGAGUCAGUGGCAAAAGAGUGAGGAGAGCACGUUUGUCGGACGGUGUCCAGUGAACUGACUUAGGGUUUUUUUUGAUUCAGCUCACUAUUUUUGUCUUUUAACAGCCACCUGAAGUUUCUGGCAGUAAAGUCGUCAUGGCAGACCUGGGCUGCAAAAAGCCCAGCGACUGCACCGUCUCCAGGCUCCUCAGCGUAGUGGAGAGCGAACUCCGGGCUGGGAGGGACAAAGGUGACCCCACUGAGAAACAGCUCCAGGUUGUCUUGGAGGAUGCAACACUCUGGCAGAGAUUCAGGGAAGUCACUAACGAGAUGAUUGUGACCAAGAACGGCAGGCGGAUGUUCCCUGUUUUGAAGAUCAGCGUGUCGGGCUUGGACCCAAAUGCCAUGUAUUCCUUCCUGUUGGACUUCGCGCCAACUGAUGGCCACCGCUGGAAGUACGUCAACGGAGAAUGGGUGCCGGCUGGGAAACCAGAGCCGCCAAACCACAGCUGCGUCUACAUCCACCCAGACUCUCCCAACUUCGGGGCCCAUUGGAUGAAAGCUGCCAUUUCCUUCAGUAAAGUCAAACUCACCAACAAGCUCAACGGGAGUGGGCAGAUAAUGCUGAACUCCCUGCACAAAUAUGAGCCCCAGGUACACAUAGUUCGCGUAGGAGGCCCCCACCGGAUGGUGAUGAACUGCUCCUUCCCUGAGACGCAGUUCAUAGCUGUGACUGCCUAUCAAAAUGAAGAGAUAACAGCUCUCAAAAUCAAGUAUAAUCCCUUUGCCAAAGCCUUCCUGGAUGCAAAAGAAAGAAACCAUCCCAAGGAUGCUCCAGAAACAGUCUCUGAAGGUCAACAUAUGACAUAUUCUCACCCCCCACACCCCCCCCACAGCUGCGAGCGAUACUCAGCACUGCGAGGGCAUCGGGCUGCUCCGUACCCACCUUCCUAUGUGCAGAGGAAUCAUUCACCUCCAGUUAAUCUGUUGGACAGCUCCAGCAAUAAUCUUCAGGUAUUCUCAGGGCACGAUGGCUGGACUUUGCCAUCCUCUCCACAUGCUAAUUUGCUCUCAGUGCCACACACAAAAGGAGCUGCCAGCCCUGGAUCCAGCCACUACCCUUGCCUGUGGACAGUGAGCAACAGUGCUGUGAACGUUGCCAACGCGGGAAGCGAGGUGAACAGCAGCCCUUCAAGUGUGUUCCUAAGGGGUAACGUCCCCUUACCCACUGCAUCAUCAGUCCAAAUCCCUCUGCAGGGAACGGUGUCUGGCAGCAUGGAAGCACAAGGGGAAACUGCUCUAGCCCGACUAGCCGACCCCACGUGGACAUCCUCACACUCCUUUUAACAGACGGGGAGCUCAGCCAAACAAGACUGACGCAAACGGCAAACGGUCCCGUAGAAUUGCAGCUCAGAGCAGGGAUGUGUAUGCAGCGUGCCGAUUCCGUCAAACAUAACUUUCCAUAAUGCACCUCUUGUGUGCCAGAGAGGCCAAAAUAUGAAACACAAAGGCUGGAGGUGUUACGGGAACCGGCUUAUUACUGUAGCCUUGAUGCGUCAUUCAGGAUGAUGCCCAGAAAGGAUCCUUAUAGUUAGUUUUGCUCCUGUAUCACGUAACAAAAUGGUCAGAGACAUGGGACUGAGUGAAGCGGAUACGGCAGCUGGAUA
Eurypyga helias (sunbittern) is the source of this 1685-nucleotide messenger RNA. RefSeq names its product T-box 19 (gene TBX19). Gene Ontology annotation, cellular component: nucleus. Bases 175 to 1365 code for a protein of 396 amino acids. Gene Ontology annotation, molecular function: RNA polymerase II cis-regulatory region sequence-specific DNA binding; DNA-binding transcription factor activity, RNA polymerase II-specific. The record is from RefSeq and is a predicted model, not a curated record. Gene Ontology annotation, biological process: regulation of transcription by RNA polymerase II; positive regulation of DNA-templated transcription; heart morphogenesis. Lineage: Eukaryota; Metazoa; Chordata; Aves; Eurypygiformes; Eurypygidae. The transcript has 8 exons.